AUGAUUGUGAUUAUGAUGUGCAAUAAAUAUACCGUCGCUCUUCUGUUGGUGGCCAUGGUUGCUUGUGUCCUGGCGGGAGGCUCUGGAGGCGGCUACGGUGGCGGCUACGGAGGCUAUGGUGGUGGUUAUGGCGGCGGUCGCGGAGGAGGCUAUGGUGGGGGCUACGGAAGCUCUGGAGGCGGCUAUGGUGGCGGCUACGGAGGCGGUUAUGGAGGCUCUGGAGGCGGUUAUGGUGGCAGCUACGGAGGCGGUUAUGGAGGCUCUGGAGGCGGUUAUGGUGGCAGCUACGGAGGCGGUUAUGGUAGCGGCUACGGAGGCGGUCAUGGUGGCUAUGGAGGCGGUUAUGGUGGCGGCUACGGAGGCGGUCGCGGAGGCUAUGGUGGUGGUUAUGGCGGCGGUCGCGGAGGCGGCUAUGGCGGUGGUUACGGAUACGGGAAAUAA
Messenger RNA from Penaeus indicus, 441 nucleotides. Its product is annotated as TATA-binding protein-associated factor 2N-like. The coding region runs from base 1 to 441 and encodes 146 amino acids. The transcript is spliced from 2 exons. NCBI's taxonomy places the organism in Eukaryota, Metazoa, Arthropoda, Malacostraca, Decapoda, Penaeidae. The record is from RefSeq and is a predicted model, not a curated record.